GAAUGAGAGGUGCUAAAACUUAAAGUAGAAGUUACGCCAUAUUGCAAGACAAAAGAAGUCGAUUAUAUUGAAGCAUCAAAGAAAGAAGAUCAACAAAUUGUAUAUAACUAAAGAAAAUGAUAUAGUAGAAGCCUACUGUAUGGGGGCUCUUGUAAACAUCAUGUGACCCACCUCCUGCCAAUAACCAUGAUGAGCAUUCUACAAAAAUAUUAUGUUUGUGCAUUUUGCCUGAUGAUAGUUAUGGCUGUGAGAGCAACAACAGUCUCUAACUCUAUGAAUUGUGAAUAUUACAAUGAAACUGCUUGCAAGAACAGCCGAUUUGGUGUUGGCUGCAAUGGAACAGAGGAUUGUAAGUCUUUAAGUCCUGAUAAGGGGAACCAGUGUUACAUACUUUGGCAAAUAAAACCAGAGGGUUUCAGUAUUAAACUAAAAGGAUGCUGGGUGGGUAACAAACACGACUGCACUACAGGAUCACAAUGCACAAAGACUCAGAAAGAUCCAAAUAUAAACUUGUUGUUUUGCUGUUGUGAAGGUGAUAUGUGCAACAGCAAUAUAACCAGAGUGCCAAUUGUUUCAACCAGUGAAGAUGCUGUGAGAUCCAGUACCAGUGUUCCUAUUCCAAUGGCUAGUGGGGGGAAUCCUGUACUUAACACAUUGUUAUAUACACUCGCACCUUUGUUAGGAAUUACUCUUGUCCUCAUUGUAGCCUACUGGGCAUAUAGACACCGUAAAAUGGCUUACUUCAAUGAAGUUCCCACUAUUGAUCCCUCUCCACUUCCUCCUCCUUCACCUCUUAGCCUGAGGCCAGUGCAGCUUAUGGAGGUAAAAGCUCAAGGAAGAUUUGGUGCUGUAUGGAAAGCACAAAUGUUAAAUGAAUUUGUUGCAGUGAAGAUAUUUCCUUCCCAGGACAAGAACUCUUGGCAGGUGGAGCAGAUGAUUUUCCAGCUUCCACAGAUGAAGCACGACAACAUUUUAGCCUUUAUUGCAGCAGAAAGAAGAGGAGAUGGUCUUCAACUUGAAUAUUGGUUAAUUACAACUUACCAUGAAAGAGGAUCACUGAGUGACUUUCUGAAGGCAAAUGUUGUUUCAUGGACGGAACUCCUGAACAUCACAGACUCAAUUGCAAGAGGUCUCAUGCACUUACAUGAAGAACUUCCACUAACUAAACUGGAAGGCUACAAACCUUCUAUAGCACACAGAGAUUUCAAAAGUAAAAAUGUCCUCUUGAAGAAUGACAUGACAGCAUGUGUUGCAGAUUUUGGCUUGGCCCUGGUUUUCUUGAAUGGGCAGUCCUCAGGAGAUACUCAUGGCCAGGUUGGGACAAGAAGAUAUAUGGCCCCAGAGGUCCUAGAAGGGGCCAUCAAUUUCAACAGGGAUGCAUUUCUAAGGAUAGAUAUGUAUGCUUGUGGACUAGUCUUAUGGGAGCUGUUAUCUAGAUGCUGUGCCCAAGAUGGUCUUGUAGGGGAAUACACACUUCCAUUUGAAGAAGAAGUUGGUCAACACCCAACUCUUGAAGACAUGCAGGAAAUUGUAGUACAAAAGAAAGCUAGGCCGAAGUUCAAAAGUUCAUGGAAAAAACACCCUGGCAUAGCAAGUUUAUGCAGCACUAUUGAAGAAUGUUGGGAUCAUGAUGCCGAGGCAAGACUCUCUGCUAGCUGUGUGCAAGAAAGGGUAUCAUUACUGUACAAAUCAGACUUUGGAAAUGAACUUAUCACAUCUGAUAUGAAGAACCCAACUACUACCUCUCCAACACUUACUUGCUCACAGUUAGUCCAAUUCCCAGCAUCUGAAUUCUCCACAAGCAGGGAGGAGGGUUGAAGUCUUCGACACCUACAGACUCUGUUGUGCCUUCAGCAAGAUUAUGUCACCCUCUAGUGUGGAGAUAAAUGGGAAUGCCAUGUAGUAGCAGCUGCUUUAGUUAUUUGGUUCAUGUUGAAUACUACUUUCAUCAGCUAGAUGUACAUUUUUUGUGUUACAUUGACCAAUAGCUGUAGAAAAAUUUGUCUUGUACAUUUAACUUUUGUAUUUACCUCAGUAUCAUCGUACAAUGGUUUUAACAUUUUGUUUUAUUCACCAGAUCUAACUUCAGAGGGUUUUAUGAUUCACAAGAUGAACAGCAUUUUUUUAUGAGUGUUUGUGUUUCUAUGUGUGUAUGUGUGUAAUGGAACAGCAUUUUUUAAGAGUACAAUAUUUAAGAAUUUUCUUUGGUUCAUCAGUUUACCUCAGGAAACAAGUUACAUAUACAACCUCAGUCCGAAAAUGUUUGUCUCAUACAUUACGAAGAUGCUCAAUUUGUUUUUUUUUUUUUUUUUUUUUUUUAAUAAUUGGAGAAAUUCUGUCCUGGUUGAACAAUUCUGAUUUUAGCUAAGACAGAUUGUUAAAUAUACAUGUACGGUGUUGUGUGUAGGAAUAAUACACUUUUAAAACAACAUUCCUUCACAUUGAUAGUAUUGACAGAAUGUCUGUUUUAUUCCAGAUUUAUAGUUUCAUAAUAACCACUUUUGAAUGCAGGUGUUCCUAUUCACUAUUUAUUGGACAUUUAAACUGUGGCAAAAAAGUCACCUCAUUCUACUGAUGAAGUUGCAGUAGAACAAAAGCUAUAGUUUCAAUUUGUAUAAGAUAAAGAUCUGUACUUGUUGUAAUUAUUUGUUUUCUUUUAUUGAACAGUUUUUAUAAUUAUGUAAAUGCUUCUUGAAAAAUGAAGAAAUUCCCUUUAACUAAUUAAGCUCUUGUAAUGGUUUUAAAAAUAUUUUAGUGUUUGUAAAAUCUCCUUCAUAAAGAUUGUAAUAUAAUGAUGUUGAGGCUAUUGCCAUUGUGAACUUUCAGAGACAUUAUGUACAGUUUUACUUAUACAUAUGUUCAGCUUUGGUUAUUGCUACCAGUAAAAUUCCACAAAAUAUUUUUUUGUUAAAAUUCAGGUUUAAAUAUUGUUAGAAAUUAGUUUUACAUUCAACUACAACAGUCGAAGUUUUUAGCUUUAGGUUUGAUAACAUCUUCAAGAACAAUAUACGACCUACACAAAUUAACAUAAUAAACAUUAGGGACUAUGUUUAACUGUUGAUAUGUUUUAAGAUAUUUUAUUUGUAGACAAACCUAAAUAAUUCAUGUAUCCUUUCAUAAAAAAACAACUAAGUCUCACUUCAGUGAAGUUUAGAUGUUUGAACUAUAGAAAGUCACUUGACAAAUAAAAAUAUGUUUAUUACAUAAGAAAAAUAUUGUGGAAUGACAAGUAGUGUGUGUGUGUUUGUGUGAAUAUUAAACUAUAGGUUUUCAUUGGUCUUAAUCAAAUUAUCAUAAGUAUUUAAAUAUAAUUUCAAUGUAAAAGUAAUUUUUCAAAUUGAGAGGAAAUUCAUAGUUUAAUCACAAAAGAAAGUAGAAUUAUGGUUUUAUAAUAGGUUUAAUUUUACCUUAUAAAUUUAGACCUACAUACAUAUUAAUUUAUCACAUCAUGAGUAAACAUCUGAUAUGACAUAGGUGCCAAUAUUAUUUUUAUGUGUGUGUGUGUGUAUAAUUAUAGUGAUUUUUCUCUUCUAUCACUGGUUUUGUUAAAUGUGGUAGAUGCUUACAAAAGUUUUCGUGUAAAGGUUUGUAUAACAGAUGGGUAAUUCCAGACUAGUUACUUUUCCAAUAUUCCUUAUAGCUAAAACUAGUUUGAAGUAUUUGUGUAUGUUACUUGAAAAAAAUGUUCUAAUGUACACUAAACAACAAAGAAAACUUUAUUAUGGCAUUUUGGCAGCUGUGUAGUUCAUAAUCACACAAUUCAGAACAACAGAUAUUCUUAUAGAUUUAAGUCUGUGAAAAUUCCACAGUGGUUAUAUUGUUCUACACUUUAUAUCAGGUAGUUCCUUCAUUGAUUGUUUUAAAUUGUCUGUACUUGAGAACCUUUCAUUUUACAUUAAGAAUGUUAGUAUGCAGUCUCCAAAACAUCAGAAUAAAGUUUAAUUUUGUUUCACCUAAUAUGAAGUAAUAAUCAGAAUUGUAUCGUUGGUGUAUGAGAGUUAGAAUUCUCAACCCAGUUAAGCAGACCAACUUGAAUGAAGCACUGGGAGUGAAAAUAUGCUGUCCAAAGAGUAUACAUAAAAAUCUCAGUAAAUAUAUCUUAGUGUAUGCUCAAAUUUUCUGAUGUUACUUGAUUUAUAGUGAGGCUUUUAUUAAGCAUGCUCAUAGAAACUACCUGGGUGCAAUUUGAUGAGGGGGUGGGAUUUCCUUGGCUCUGCUUUUUCAUCUCUGUGACUGCACUUUCAAUUAUCAUCCCCGAGGGGAAUUAAUUUAUCCCCUUGAUAAAAAAAAAUGUAACAGAGCAAGUGCUUGUCAUGAGUGCUCUUUAAGUUUUAUUUAGUUGUUGUGUAGCAUAAGUAGUUUAUGUAAUUGGCUUUUCAUUCAGUAUAUACAUGAUAUAUAUAUUUUAAUACAUAUUUUUUUACUUGUCGAAUCGGUAUAAACUUGGUGUUUAAAUUGCGUAGUAAUGAUGUGCCAUAGCCUCCCCUCCCCCCCCCAAAAAAAAAUUGCAUCCUUGAAGCUACUGAUUAAAAGAAAUCAUGUACAUACCAUCAUGCAUGUUUAAUACAUUGACCUUGAAAUUAGAAAAAAGAAAAAAAUUACUCUGCCAAUGACACUUUUCAACAUCAAUAUUGUAAUGUGAUAUCAAAGUGACGCAUAAUUAUUAAAAAGAUUAUUUAUGGUAGCUAAAAUUCUUAAAAGGAAAAUAAAUACUUUGGUACUAGUAAAUAUGUACUCAGUGGUGCCAACAACCUCGAUUUUGAAAGUUUUUCUAACCAAUACUUGCACAAUUCUGGCCUCUGAUUUUAUCAGUGACCACUCCAACUCUUAUCUAGAACUAAUAAAAUUUAAAUUAAUAACAAUAUCUAUUUUUAGUUUUUAAUUGUAUCAAAAGUUAAUAUACGGAAAAGGCUAACUUAAAAAAUAAUGCAAAGGAUGGAAGAAAAUUGCAAAAUUUAAUAUUGUUUGAGCUUUUGUGACAGCAAUACAAACUCAAAGGGCACCCUGUCCAAGAAAAUAAUGUCCUUACAAAAUCAAACAUAUAAAACAAUAUUCUUUCUCCUUGCCCCAAUUUUUAACAUCAAAGCAAGGAAAAAUAUUUUUUGUAAAGUAUGUAGGUGUGACAUCAAUGUUGUACAUGGUGGAAAAGAUCUCAACAGACUUUUAAAAAAAAAAAGAAUUUUAAUUUAGAAAAGUUUAAAUUGUGGAUGAAUUUUCAGCCUAUUACCAAGACAAAAUGAAAUUCAGACCAAACAUAUAAUCAGGAAAACUUGAAGUUUUUAGUGGCACACAGUUGCUAUGGAUGAAAUUCAAAGGAAACAUAGAAUCAUGAACACUUGAGGGCUUUGGUAACACACAAAAUUGCCAUGGCAUUUAGGAUUUAUAAAGAUGAAAUUCAAUGGAAGUGUAGAAUCAUGAACAUUUGAGCUUUUUAGUAACAAAAAGUUGCUAUGACAUUUAGGAGAGUGGGUGCGUGCUUGCAAUAUAAAUAUUUCCAGAGAACUUCUGAAGAAAGCAUAAAGUGAUACAUAUAAAUUAUUUGCACUAAGUAAAAAGUUAAUUUGUGCCCUCUCAAUUUCACUAGCAGUAAAAUAUAAUUUACAAGGUGCAAGGAUAACCAAUCUUUAAAGACUCGAGAAAGUUAGAAACUGUUUUCAUUGUCUCCAGACCACUUUGGAGGUCUUGUAGAAUGUUGGCAUUUCUGUGUACUUCAUUUGUGGAUGGUUUAUAGAAGGCCAUCUAUACAUGUAAAAAUUUAGUUCUUGACCUUUCAGUUGGGUGUGAAAUAGGAUGUAAUCAUCUGGUUUAUAGCAAAUCAAGGAAUAUUGUUCACCAGCUAAGCCUAUUUGAUAUACAAAAAAAAGGUUUAAAUCACUGUAUGUUUUUUAAUCUAAUAGUUAGUAGCAUCAGCAUGGACUUUAGCUAGGUACUUGUUAAAUACCUGACUAUAAGAUCAUACCUGAGCUCUUGGAUGAUCACUUUGAAAUUAAAAAACAAAAAUACUUAAUUUUUUAUUGAAAGUAAGCUAAGUAUAUAGAAAAAAUUAAGAAUUAUUAAAAUCACUUACAAUAAUGAAAGCAACUUUUGCAUUAUAACAGUAUGACUAGAAAUACUUAAUGAAGUUUUAGAUAGUGUUUCAAAAGGGCUUUGGAAGAUACAUUCCAUUAUGAUACUAGGGAGCUCUUCGUAUUUGAUUACCCAUGCUAGUAAUCAGGUAAUGGUAUUAGAUUUUACAAAAGGUGGUGGUUUGCAUUUGUUAAGACGAAGAUUUGUUUUUAGCACAGGCUUAAAGAGUUGCUACCCUUUCUCAGUUAUACGUUGUACAUUUUGUAUUGGACACUUAAUUGUACUGUAAAAUUAACAAAAGUGAAAAUUAUAUUUACUUUUUUUCAGUGUUUGGGAUUGGUGUGAAAUCUUGUUUAUUUGCUUUUCUUUUUUUUUUUGUGGAGCUGACAUUAGAAAUAAAUGAAAGGUUAGGAAGUUGAAAUUUCAUGCAUUAUUUAAAAGUAAGUGACCUUUUUGUCUGUUUAAUUUUUCUCUCUGAGGACGUUCAUACAUUAUGCAAGAUCAAAAUAUGCCAUAGUUGUUAUAUUGUAACAGUUUAAUUUAAUUGUAUUCGUAUAAAAUCCCUACCAGAAACCUCAAAAUUACUUCCUUCUGGUUUGUUUAGACCAUAAUGUUUCACAAAAAAAUUUUAAUUUCUCUCUCUAAAAACUUAACUAUUUUUAGUAAAUAACACUGUUGAGGAUGUUUAUGAAUAUCAUUAUUUGUUAAUGUCAAAACACACACUUUAUCAUCAAGAAACUAUGAAAAGAACAUAUGUCAUCUGUGUAUUUUUUUCUCUAUUCAACAAAGUAGCAAACCUCAGUAUAUUUUUUGUCAAAGUACUUUGUUAAAGGUGAAUAUGUUGUUUACAGGUAUCAAAGAAUGUGAAGGUUUAUUUUAGUGUUAAGUUUCAUCACUGCCAAAUUUAGAGCUAACUUGAAAUGUGUUAUCAUACCAUAGACAGUCUAUAAAUUGGAUUAUUAGGAAUAUUCUUUCUACCAUGAAAACUGUGGUAGAAUUUGUAAUUUUUUUCUUGUUUUCUGUUAAACAUAUAUUAGAAAAUAUACAUAUAUUCUAAUGUGUCACAAUAUUUCAUUUUGUAUGAUGAUUUUUUUAAUACAAACAUUCCUUUAAAGAUGUACUUGAAAAGUGUGGUUACUAAUUUUGUUGAAUAUCAGACUUCUAAUGUCUUGGUAAUAUUUCAUUAUUCACUCUCUGGUUAUGUUAUUUAUGUAUUUUCAUCUGUUAUUUACAUUUUCUUUUGUAAAUAUAGGAACUUUUUAUAUUAAUUGCUAGUAACUACUACUCAGAGAAAUUUUGCACAUAUUCAUUUGUUGCUCAGGUUAAAUGAAAAUAGUUUUAGUACUUAGAAGAUGAUUAUGUACCAACAUGACAGCAACUUCAGGUUUAUUAUAUAAGGGCCUAUCUGUGUAAUGUUUUGUUCAUCUUCUCUUUAAUAACUUAACAUACCAGCACUUUAAUAAAAAUAUGAAGAAACAUAUGUUAGAGAAAUUUGUUGCCUUAUUCAUUUUGUAAACUGCUGUAGGUUUGACUCUCUAAGUAUGCCAUGAAACUACAUCUUACUGGAGAAUUCUUCACUAGUUCUUGUAUAUAUGUAGAAAAUGAGCUCAUUAUUUUAACAGUUAUUAGCAUUACAAGUACUUUCAUGUUUGUGUAUAUAUCAUUAUUUUAACAAGUAUUUUUGCUUAUUGUAGAUUUGUCAAGUUACAUACUGGAGUAAAUAUUGUUCUUCCAUUAUAAAAUAGUGAAUAAAGUAAAUUGUAAUCAUGAAUCUUUUUCUAUUCCUGGGGAGGGUGUUUGUAAAUAUACUAAACCAGAAAAGAUGAAUAUAGUUGACCAGUUUAUUUGUAACUUAGGGCUCUUUAUGUUUUUAAGUUAAUUACUGUUAGUUGUGAAUAUGAUACCUGCAAUAAAUUUGAAUACAUAAGAUGAUCAAUUAAAGUAUGUUGUGAUGUUUCAAUAGUGUUGAGGUGAACAAUAUUAGCAUGUAUACAAAUGGAAAAUAUAGAAAGAAACAUGGUGCCGAGUGUUAGAGUUUUUAAAGGUUGGUAAAACAUGUCUUAAGAUGUAGUAAUAUAUGUAGUACUGUGACACAGUUCUGGAACUGUUGAUAAAUAUGACAAUAAAGCAAGCGGUAAGUGUGGUAUUGUCUAAUACAGAAAUGAAAUGCUGGUAAAUGUAUGUAAUACAACACUUGAAGUUCCGGUGAACAUGGUAUGUGUAACAUUUUUGGAAUGCUAGUAAACGUGUCUUAAUUAUGUCAUAACAAUAUGCUUCUGCGCACGAAGUUGAACAGUGUUAGGUUUGUUCAUCUUCCAUGUUGUGAUUGUUCUGUGUGGCAUUUUUUCCCCCAAUUUCACAAGGUACAACUUUUCAUUGAUAUAUUUACACAUAACAAAUAGAGUACAAACAAAACUGAAGUGGAGCAAAAAGCACUCGUAUAGCUAAAGAUCCCAUCCUGUUAACUGUAAGUGAUAUGACAAGUCAUGUCAACAAAUCAUAAUCUACCACUUUGUUGUGUUUCAGAAAUCAUCACUAUAGCGCAUAAAUGCAGCAGAAUGUACUCUUAUGAUAACAUGGAAUUUUUCUUUUAUGUUACAGUAGUCCCAUAACAUCUUGGUACCUAGAACAAUAAUUGGGGUUAUAAGUAGAUUCACCCCAAAUCUCGUGUUUUAUUUGAAAAGUGCCUCUGAGAUAUAGUAGAAUAUAAAGAAAAUAGUGGUGGACAGUUUUGUUUUGUGAAAUGUUCUUUACUUUUGAAAUUUUAUGUCUAUAUCAUAAACAAAAAAUAUAUUUUUCAUACCUCACGGAAUGCAGAUUCGAAAUAAAUAAUUUAGGUUUUCAGUAUUACUGGUACAUUGUUCGUGUGGGUUUAACAGUAUCUUGGAUUUGUUGUUACCGUAAGAAAUGUAGUUUUCCCCCUUUGUCGUGUAACCCAAACUGGAAAAUUUGGGUUCUGGGGAUUUUGGUGAAAUUAUUAAGUUAAAGUUGUUUAUAUGAAUGGGUUGUUUACAUUUAAUAAUAUCCUUCCUGGUUAUAUAAUAAAAUACUUUUUUGUAGAUUUACUGACCGAUAGUUAUGGAAAUAGGGGGAAGAUAUGUAGAAAUGUGUAGUUUGAAACGUGUUAGAUUGUCAUAUAGUCUCUAAAAACUGAUUUGCGAUUGCCAUGAACGUUUUUAAGUUUCGUAGAGGAUUUAUUCUCGACUUGAAUGAAAGUAUAUUUUACCGGAAAUCUCGAUCUUAAGAUAUCGCACGUCACUAGCUAUCUUCAAUUUCGAACGUAGAGUAUAAGAGUGCCAUAAGUGUUGUACAGUGGAUAUAUGUCUGGUUCCUCUGUAUAUUAAACAUGUAAUGUGCUGUAGAUAAAAUGUAUCUUCUAAAUAAACAAUAGUCCUGUUC
This is a messenger RNA of Limulus polyphemus (Atlantic horseshoe crab), 9465 nucleotides long. RefSeq names its product activin receptor type-2A-like. The coding region runs from base 187 to 1818 and encodes 543 amino acids. Gene Ontology annotation, cellular component: plasma membrane; activin receptor complex. The transcript has 11 exons. Lineage: Eukaryota; Metazoa; Arthropoda; Merostomata; Xiphosura; Limulidae. Gene Ontology annotation, molecular function: ATP binding; activin binding; activin receptor activity. Gene Ontology annotation, biological process: activin receptor signaling pathway; protein phosphorylation; cellular response to growth factor stimulus. The record is from RefSeq and is a predicted model, not a curated record.